This is a messenger RNA of Phytomonas sp. EM1, 3300 nucleotides long. Lineage: Eukaryota; Euglenozoa; Kinetoplastea; Trypanosomatida; Trypanosomatidae. The record is from the annotation of a GenBank genome assembly.
AUGUCUGUAGAUUACACAGCAUUAAAGACUAGAUCUAGAGCCCUAUUCUCCGCCGCGAUGCCGCCACUGGUUCAACAUUACGAUACCCAGUACGUUGACCCCAAUGUAUAUGCACCUUUAACUGGAGGACAUUUCAUCUCUUCUCCUCCUCUAUCUUAUGAGCAUCUUGGUGCUGCAUUUUCAGGCUUCUCAGUUGCGAAAGGUGGUACCUUUAGUCGUGCGUGGACUGAUUCUACACCUGGAGCUGCCAAUGGCGUCAAAAGUGAUCUUCUUCAUGGAUACGACCUUGAGGAUCGAUUUUCUCGCCAGCACGAGGCUUCUCUUAUUCGAAGAGAAGCCGAGCUUCGCAGCGAAUUUCAUCGUCUAAUGGAGGAGGGAGAGGAGCGAAUGCGAAUUCGUUAUGAGCAGCAACGCCGCGACGAUGAUGCUGAGGAGCGUCGCCUUCUCAUAGAAGCUGCCGCUGAAGUGGAAAGAGAACGCACAAAGCGGAUUGAGACGCAGCAAGAGCGCCUUUUACAGCGCGAACGCGAGCUGGAGGAGUGGAAGCAGGAGAGGGCAAAGGAGAUUGAGGUGCUGAGACAAAAGCAGUGGGAGGAGGAGGAGCGCCGCCGCGAGCUGCGGUAUCAGCGUCAGCUCCAGUAUCUCAAGGAGCAGGCAGAGGUCCGGGAGGCUUCACGAGUGAACUCCGAGGAUAUCAGCAAGCUUUUUGAGGCGACGGCGAAGGAGGUCCAGGAAACCCUGAUCCGUAAAAUGAAGGAGGAGCUUAGCGCUCGAGAGGAGUCCUAUCAAAGCGCGCUACGAGCGCACGAGAAGGAAUGGUUACAGAAGGUGGAGUCUAUGGAGGCCGCCCGCUUGGGGGAGCUUGCUGGGCUACAGCAGCAGCUCAGCCAGGACCGGCAGCGUCUUGCGUUAUGUGAUCAACAGCUCUCCGAGGCCCGCCAUCAGCUGGUCCGUCUGCUGAGCGAGGUGGAUGCCAUCCAUCACGAGCACCAACAGCGACCGAGCGGGGAGUCCGCGGCAUCAAAGGAAUUACUUGAGACACAACGCUCCUUCGUGUCCGAACUUCAGAGGCAGUACGAGGAGGACAAGGCCAGCAUGCUGCGCUCCUUUGCAGCGGAGCGGGACCGCGUUCGAGCUGAGCACGACUCCCGCAUUGCCGAGCUCAAGAGCCACCAUAGCAUGCAGUUGCAAGCAAAGCUAGAGGAGAUCACGGGCUUGGAGAGGCGUCUGGCUCAGACCUCGCAGGAGCUUCACCAGGAAAAAGCGAAGACCACUCUAAGAAUGGGGAGUGGGAGUGGUGUGGACCCCUAUGGCCUCCAGGAAAGCGCACACCUCAAGGAGGACAUCAGGGCCCUGCGACAGGCUAAUCAGGAGCUCGAGGAGCGCAAGAGUCGUCUUGAGCGUCGUCUGCGCGAGGCUGAUGAGCGUGCGGAUGCCCACCUCGCCACCCUUCAAACACUUCAAAACGAGCAUAUGCUUCGUAACAAGUCGAAUGAGGACACUAUUGCCGAUCUCCGUCACGAGAAUCAACAGCUCAAGAGUCGAUCGGCUUUGCAGAGCGAGGAGCAUGCGGAGGAGCUGAGCCGUCUUCGCCGGCAGAUUCACGACAUGCAGGAAACUGCUCAUUCCCAGCAUACGCAGAGCGUGGAGGUCAAGAUUCGCCAGUUGGCUGAGCAGCACGAGAACGAGCGCCACCAAUGGGGUGACGAACAGCGUCAGCUCAACAAGACCAUCAAGUCAUUAGAGGCUAAUAUAUCAGGGCUUCAGCGGCGGCUGGAGUUAUCACAGCGGGAAGGCGAGACCGCAUCUGCGGAGCUUCGGGAGCGAGAGAAGCAGCUAGCCGAGCGAAACGCACUAGUCCAGACUCUGCAGCAUGAGAUCGACGCGAAGGCAGCGAUAGAUCACGAGCUGCAAGAGGCGAAGGCCUCCUACGAGCGCCUCCAGGCAUCCUUUGAGGCCGAUCGCGCACAACUACAACAGCGGCAGAAGCUCACGCUAGAGGCGAAGGAGAAAGAGCUCCAAAAACUGCGUAGCGACCUCUCACAGGCGAAGAGUUUCAACCACACGCUGCAGGAUGAGGUUUCACACUCGAAGCUUUCCGUGAGCGAGUCGACACAGCUCUUAAAGCGACAGCUUUCUGAGAGAGAGGCGGAAAUCAUUCAGGCCCGCCUCGAUAUCGAGGCGGGCAGGCGAGCACAGGAGGAGUGGAAGUCCACUCACGAAGAGCUUCAACGGCGCCACGAGCAAACGGUGUCGAAUCUACAGAAGCGUAUCAAGAGCUGCGAGGACGAGCUGGCUGAGGCCAAUGCCCGGAUAGUUCGUCUUCUGGGGGAGAAGCGUGAGAUGGAGCUGGCUCUCCAGAAUCAGGGGACUCAAUUACGGACCACCCUCACGUAUGAUGACAAGUCGAAGUCAGCCCCGCACGAAAGCAAAGGAAGUAUUGAGCAUACGACUAGAGAGGUGCAGGGGCCACUUGAAGGUGUCGCCAAUCGGCUGAUAGUUGAACAAGAACCACCUGUGGCCAGUGCGGGUCGUGGUUUCUACCCUGGUGCCGCUUCCCCCCCCUUCAUAUCACCACCAGAAGUGCCUCCUCCUCAGCCAGUGUUUACUGCCUCGUUGGAGCCCUCUAUGCGUUCAACGCCUCUUUCUAUCUAUGAAGCUAGCGCACCGUUGACCGUAUCGCCUUCCCCUUCCCAGGGUUGGCCCGCUUCCACCCCGUUGGGUUCGGAAGCGGUGGCAAAACCAAUGCUCGGGGUGCCGGGGGGUGGCGUGGCAGCCGCGGAGGCCCCCUUGCCGUUGUCGUUCAAUCCCGCCAAGUCCGCCGUCACCAGCGCUGUGGGCAUGCCCAAGUGCCUGCCCGUCCCCACCGCCACGGUCGUCUCCGCAGCACCGGUGACAAACGCCUGGGAGGUUUCCACCACCUCCAGCAUGGACAUCCCCAUCCCGGUGCAAUCCUUCUGCUCGAUCCCCAACGAGGAGGUUUGCCCCCUGCCUCGCCCGACCCCAUCCUCCUCGCAGGCAGUGCCGCUCCCCGUACCCCUACCGGUGCCCUCCUCCUCUCCCUCCCCCUCCGUUUCUCCCUCUUUCUCUCCCUCCUACUCCCCCCCGGCCGGCCUCGCCGUGCCGACCCCGCAGCCGGCAGGGAGGGGGUCGCAUGUGGCGACGAGGGGAUUUGAGGCCGCCCCGCAUCCGGUGGCAGUGCCCGUCCCCGUGCCCAUCCCUCUGCCCUCUAAAAUCCCUACAAGCAACGCGAAAGGGGGGGAGCGAAGCCAUCAUGAUCGCCAUUCCCAUCAUUAUUGA